Eriocheir sinensis (Chinese mitten crab) is the source of this 5167-nucleotide messenger RNA. Its product is annotated as FHF complex subunit HOOK interacting protein 2A-like. The transcript has 17 exons. Bases 306 to 2630 code for a protein of 774 amino acids. NCBI's taxonomy places the organism in Eukaryota, Metazoa, Arthropoda, Malacostraca, Decapoda, Varunidae. The record is from RefSeq and is a predicted model, not a curated record.
GUAGCAGACGAAACGCCGAGUGUGUGUGUGUGUGUGUGUGUGUGUGUGACAAGUGUUUGGCUGCCUCACCUGUUGUCCCGCCCCCACCCGUGUGCCCAGCCCUGACCCUGACCCCGAGGCACGUAAGCAGCUCACCGGCAAGAGUUUUUCACAUUCCAGACUCAAGACACAUAUUCCAAUAAUGAUUCGAUGUUGAGACGGUAUAAAGACAUCCUAAGUUCCAUAGUUUGGCACACAGUUACUAUAAAAAUGGCAUGGCACUGGUUGGAGACUAAGGACAGGGAGCCUGGCUGGCUGCUCACCCCAUGUCCUGCACCGAGAUCUUUGGCUUUGUGCUGAGUGAGACGCUUUGUCACGUCAGCCGCCGCCCAGCCAAGCACAACCCUGCCAUGUUCUCCCACCUCUCAGACGCACUCCAGGCAGCUGCUGAUGUGGUGGCACCACCAUGUCCCCGAGUGGAGGAUCUCCGCUACCACUGGACACAGUUGUCUAUUGUGUGUCAGCGGUGCCGGCAUGCAGAGGGCCCAAAGCCAGCUAUUGAGGAAACUCAUGUCCCCCGACACUUGCAUCAAAUGCUGAAGGCACUUGUGGCAGAGGAGCGAGAGGAAGGCUUUGGGGGUCCCCUCAGCCCCUGCAUGGAAUAUCUGGUCCAGGAGAAGGUGCUGGCCAUGUUAGCCUCCCAUGCCCAGGCAGACUGUCCAUUAGGGAUACGACAACACGCCUACAUCUUCCUGGUGGGCGUGCUCAACCACCUCCACCACUCCCACCUCCACCACACACCAAUACACAAGCCUCUACAGGCAAUGGUUCAGGCCAGCUGUGAGAUGAGAGCCUCACCAUAUGAAGCAGAAGAGAUGGAGUUCUUAACCACACUUUGUGAAAAAAUUCGUCAGGACAACAGCAUUAUCUUACUGUACAUACAGCCAUCAGCAAUGACUAGUGGACAGUUAAGCAGCAAUCCUCCUGAAGACAGUCUUCCCUCAACCCCAACACACGAGGGAGCAACAACCACCACCACCUCCUCCACCACCACCACCACUGUCCCUGCCUCUGCCAACAGCACCACUACCACUACCACAACCUCCAUGGAGGCAGGAGUACACAAAUCACAACCAAAGUUUCCACUCAUUGAUGCUCUUCUCAACCUGUGCCACAGUGCAGACAGCAGCAUUUCAGGGGCAGCCCAUGAGUGUAUGGUGAGUCUGGCCAGUGUACGGGAGGUGUGGAGCAGCACCACCAUCGCCCGCCACACACUCCUGCCCCACUAUCUUGCCACCAGACUCAUCACCUCCUCAGAUGCCAUUCCUGAAGACACAGAACCUGCCCUCAUAGAAGAUGUAUCUGUGCAAAACCCAACCAAGAAUGAAGUUGGGGAGAACAGUGACAGUGAGGAGGAAGGAGAGGAUAUGAGCGACUUUCCUGGGAGGAAAGAACUCGUCAUUUUCUUACGUUGGCUUGACUUCUGUGAUAAGGUGGUGGGUGUGAGUGACGGGUCCCUCGGGUCCAGCAUCUGCACUGCCGUGCAGGAGGCAUUCUUGGACGGGCCAUUGAGGAGCAGCUUGACCAGCCUGGAUGAAGACACUCGCUCCCUGUACCUGGCACUGAUGGCAAAGAUUGUCACCUCUGUGUCUUCUCCAAUGUUGGUUAAUGCAAUCAUUGGGUGGCUGACAGAAGAUACAGAAGAGUUGGAAGGGACGGGAAGGAGCAUCAGGCACCACCUCCUGGAGCAGUGCCGGGCACCGCCACACCACCUCCAAAUACAGGCACUCAGACUGCUUCAGGUGAUGCUGGAGAAGCCGGGUAGCUUGGCCGUCCAAUCCUUGGUCUUGAAUUAUGUGAGCACCCGGGGCUACCAUGACUCCUCCGCUGCUGAACACCAGCAGAGCUCAUGGUCAGAUGAGGAGGAUGAGCGGUACAAGCACAGGGAAGGCGAAAGAUCUCCUGACUCCUUGCCCAUCAGUAGGACACUUGCACCAGCUAACAUUAAUAAAAUUGUCAAGAGGUUCUUGACACUGGUACCGGAGGAGCUGAGGUCCACCACCAAGGAUGACUUUGAAAGCUACAUGGCAGAUGCACAGAAGCAAUACAGAGAUGUGUGUCGGUCGUGUGCAUCAUUUGGGUGGCCGCGUGAAGCAGUCACCCCCGAGUGUCCCUCAGACUCUUCCUCAACAACAUCCCGAGAGUCCCGGCCAGAGGCAGAAAACAAUACUUACUGCGAAGGACCCUUCCUGGGCAUGCUCAUGGACUUCCUGGACCAUCUGCCAGACCAGGACUAUGACAUCAACCUGCAAAUAACUUCCCUGGUGGCUACCUUGGCCCUGCUGCCUCACCCCCACCUUCACGAGUACCUGCUAAACCCGACACUCACCCUGGUCAGUGGGGUGCGGACACCCUUCUCUGUUCUGGCCUCUGUGGUGACCCGUAUCCACCAGCCUAUCGUGGAGCGAGAGGACUAUGUGGACCACCUGAAGGUCACCAGGUACCAGCUCCUUGGCUCCAUGGAAGAGUUUGACUUUGAAAGAGACAUGGAUGACCGCAAAUUUGAGGCCUUAAUUGUUAUUGAAGAGUUCUCCAAAGAGUUGGCAUCAAUUGCAUAUGCAAAGUACAGUAUAGAGUGCAGCAGAUGGUGAGCCUUUCAGUCCAGCAUACUAGUAUGUGCUGAAAUGUUAACUUAUGUGCAUUGUCAAUAAUCCAUUUAUGUUCAUUCACCGAAGUCGUUCAUUGACUACUGUAUAUACUCAUGUAAAGGUCAACCCUCCCCAAGGCUGUGCUAUGUUCAACUUAGGAAUAAAUUCAACACCCAAUAAAGUGUUUAUAUAUGACUGUAAGUUCUAAACUUGAGAUUCAAACAAAUGUAAAAAAUUGACAUUUACAUGAGUAUAUGAAGCACAUGAUUUAUAUAUUGUCAUAAUUUUGGUUUGAUAUUAUAUGUAUUGUUGAUUGUUAAGUUGUUAUCCCAUCAGCUUCUUUGGGUUCAGCCAGUAAACAAUCCCCAAGCUGAGUGACUACAGACCAUCCACCUUGCACCCUCCCUUCUCCAACAUGACCUCCAGCUUCAUGAUGCACAGAUGGGAUGGGGUUGAUGAUACUCUAGUAUGAUUCACACACUGAUUAAAGUAGAAGGAAGGAAUUUAUAUAUUACUUUAAUAUAGAGAGAAUAUAAGACAAAGUUGAAAGAUUAUACCACAGAACAUCAAUUAAAGGUAAAUUGAUUCAAUGUAAUCAAUUUAAUUAGUCAUUCACAACUAUAGACAACAUAUCAAUUUAAAGAGUUGAAUCUGGCACCAAUUUAGUUUCCAGAUAACUUCUGCGAUCGCCAAUAUUAUUCUAGUUUAGGACCACUGACAUAUACAGUUGUUACAGUCAAGAUCUGAAUUAUUAUGAACAUCUAGUGGCAUUACUUUAUGUUCUUCCAUUACUUCAGUAUUGCACAAAGAAAUAAAGGUUGUUCAUGAAUUAGUUUUGAGGUUGGAGGUGUAGGGCACACUUCUCACAGCUUAGGAAGACACGUUCAUCAAGGCACCUAAAGGUUUAGGCUUGGUGGCACUUGCAAUGAACUAAGAGCUGGUUUUAUUAUGUCACCUUUUUUUGUAAGGUUACAUUUAUUCAAAUUACCUAUUUCUAAAUGCUUAUGUAUCAUUAUUCAGCAAUAUGAUUCUGUGAUUCUAUGUUGUACUCGAGACAUGGGAACUCAUAAUUUUUACAGUACAGAUUUUAAUUUAAAACUUCUUGAAUGUACUUCUUUGUCUCUUUUUCCCUUCCUAUUUUGUUUUGGGGGCAUUCAAAAUUUUAUUCUGUAAGUCUUUCAAGUAAAGAAAAAAAAAAGUUCUGCUGACCUUUUCAAAUGAAUGUAUGUUAAACAAUCUCUGCCAUAGUCUGUCAAGUUUCUUUAAGGUCACAUUCCUGUGUCCACAUUAAAUAGUGGGAGAUGCAGUCCAUCCAGUGUCUGAGGGCUGGGGACAUGCUGGCACACUGGUUCUCAAACUGUUAGCUGAUGUAGCAUUCGGUGCUGGUCAAGCACUCCUAACCCAACUAUGAAUUUAAAAUGAGCAAAACGGAAGUAAAUGGUACAUUAACCUUACUCUAUCAUAUGUAGUUCAAGAGAGACCAGCUGAGAAACUCUGAGCUAAAAUUUAACUUCUGUCGUGCCUCUGUCCAGUAAACUACAUCAAACAGGUGUUCUGAGUCACACUUCAUGUACACACACUGUCGUGCACCCCUUAGGGUAUGCAUAUCCCAGUUUGAGAACCAUGUGCUAGUAUCUCAAAUUCACAUCUGAAUUCAAAGUCUCACACUCAUUUUUGAGUUUUUAAAAAGAAUGCAACCCACCUGAUUAGUUUAGUGACUUAAGACAUACCAAGAUAAAAGGUAGUGUGUGACAUGGUGCAUACAGAUGUGAGCCUCUCAGUAUUCAGUGUCCAAGAGGCAUUUGGAUUCUCACCCACAUGCCUCUACUUUAGUCUGCAGAUUAUAUAUUAUUAAAGCUCCAUCUUUAUCAGAUAGCAAUGGAAUCAUGAACAACAAAACAUCCAAUGCAUGUAACAAUAAGUGAAACAAAGAUUUCAUGAAACUCAAUCUAAAUUACCUCACCAUUAUAUUACAAAUACCAUUGCUGUGUUCCAUUUCUGUACAUUGUAGAAAUAAUAAUCAAAAUAAUAACAUGAAGUGUAUACAUGCCCUGUAUGCAUAACAAAGCUGUGCCAUGUGAUAGGUUUACUGUUUUGAAUUAGAGAGUCAUGCAGUAUUCAUGUAAAUAGCUCAGAGAAUGUAUAAGUAGUCCAUGUGUUUAACAGUUAUUUGAUGGGAUACCUUUGAAGGUGCAGAUGUUGCUUGUUACAAUUUUAAAGUUUGGUUUGACUGAUUCUAAUUUAAAUUAUUGGUGAAGGUUUCAGUGUAAUGGUUAAGUGAGUGUUAAAGUUGUGUUUUUGGAUUUUUUUUCUUCUCAUAUAUGGUUUUAGUGGUGUGAUUGGUGUAAAAGACAACACCACUUUUGAUGCACGUCCUUCAUAUCAAUAUAUGGACACACAGAUUGAUCUGACACAAUUGACAAUGGGUUGUGGGGCUUCAAGGCUCGUGUCCCAGAAGUUCUCAUUUGCAAAUGUUAAAACUUAUAGUUUUGUAUAUCUUAAGUUGCUGCUACAGCUUCAUAAAGUACCUUUCCAUCCAA